CGAGCCGUGCAGCAGCAGACGCACGAGGACGCUCGGAGAGGCCCCAGUCCGCCGCUGCUUCCAGGAUCAUUGGCAUCAGUCUCCAGGAAGCUCAGCAGAUUCUCAACGUCUCGAACAUCAACCCGGAGGAGAUUCAGAAG
Molecule: messenger RNA, 140 nt
Organism: Eurypyga helias (sunbittern)
Lineage: Eukaryota; Metazoa; Chordata; Aves; Eurypygiformes; Eurypygidae
Gene: PAM16
Product: presequence translocase-associated motor 16 homolog (S. cerevisiae)
Exons: 1
Source: RefSeq, a predicted model, not a curated record